Ooceraea biroi (clonal raider ant) is the source of this 4773-nucleotide messenger RNA. RefSeq names its product Synaptotagmin 14 (gene Syt14). NCBI's taxonomy places the organism in Eukaryota, Metazoa, Arthropoda, Insecta, Hymenoptera, Formicidae. Gene Ontology annotation, molecular function: phospholipid binding. The record is from RefSeq and is a predicted model, not a curated record.
ACGGCGGGUCUCGGCGUAGCAGGCGCAUCGGGUCCGAGCAACAGAGUGUCGUGUGUACACCCCCGCCCACGUAUUAUUGUGCGGCUAGCCCGAAGCUAGCUAGCCACGCUCCAGCCGAUAUCGCGAGCGGAUGCCCGGCGAUAGCCGAGGCGGAUAAUGCAUCCGUUAUUCUACGAGAGGCAACCUCGGCCGCGCCACCGAGCCACGUAAAGAAGCUUUAAUGUGACACCGCGGACGAGCAUGAUUCUGGCUGGAUCAGACCACUUCUUGGCGGUACCUGUGGAAGCGACUGCAGUUUUGGGUGCCAUUGCCGGUUUUGUAGUACUCCUGCUGGCCCUUUUCCUCUAUUUGUCCCGGAAGUGGUGCUUCACGCCGCCCUCGUCCACCGCGCUCUUCGGCGGAGUCUGUGUACCUCUCUGUGAGUCCACCAACAGCUCCACAUCUCAAAUCUCGAAAAACAUAGGGAAGGCAUUCUCCUACUCGGAUCCAGAAACGAGUUCCGAUUCAGAGGAAGACGCCCUUCGACGGUUAAAUUCGCGUUCGCAUCCCCCGCCGGAUACAUUGACUAUCCAAGCGGAAGAUGGACCGGCGACAAUCGUGGAUGCUGGCACUACUUCCAGCAGCUGUACUGAGGAACACACCCCAGCAGAUCAACAACAGUGCGUAGUGGAAGUUGGUGCUUCUAGCAUUAUCUUGGACAAUAGAGAACAGGAGAUAGAAGUCGAGCAAAAUGAAUCGACGACCAAUGACGUUAUCACGACAUUGGGUACAGUGGUUACCGAGGAAGUUGGUAGCCUCGAAGUCGCUUUCCUAUACGAUGCACCGAUGCGCGAGAUGACAGUUCACGUAUUACAAGGCCGAAAUUAUCCCUCCGGCAUCGGUGGUAGCCAGGUACGAUUAGUCCUGCUGCCAUCGAAAAAGCAAAGGCGUAAGACACGAGUUCGACAAGGAAUAUCCCCGCAGUACAUGGAAAGUUUUUUGCUUCCACGCGUGAAUCCCGAGGACGUAAACGCGAUGGGAGUACGACUUCGAGUGUAUCUAUGGGGCGGCAGGAUGAUGCGACGAGAGAGAUUGCUGGGUGAAGCUAGGGUAUCCUUCGAUCAGAUAAAUCUUCAGCUGGAGACAACCCUUUGGCUAACUCUUCAGCCGCCCCUUUCUUCCUCGGCACAGGAUUGGGGAACCACUAGCAGCUUAACUCGCAGCGAUUCCACGGGAUCGCAACAGUCGGUUCAGUCGUACGCCUCCCCAACAAUACCGCCGUACGGCAGUAGCAUGAAGGGUGGCAGUGUCGCCGAAAUCCUAAUCGGUCUGGCGUACAAUGGCACGACGGGUCGCCUAUCAGUGGAGAUAAUCAAGGGUUCACAUUUUCGCGGUGGGGGCGGAAAUGAUACGAAACCACCGGAUACUUACGUGAAAUUGGCCCUCGUAGAUAGCAACAAUCAUGAAAUAGGCCGGUCAAAAACUGGUUUGAAACGUGCCCAGCCGAAUCCCCUUUACAAGGAAACUUUUAUAUUUCAGGUCGCAUUGUUCCAAUUGGGUGACGUGACACUCUUCCUGUCGGUUUACAAUCGCCGCCGUGGUGGAAUGGGCAGGAAGGGCCGGGAGAUGAUCGGCUGGCUCUCUCUGGGUCUAAACAGCUCUGGGUCCGAGGAGCUGCAGCACUGGAACGACAUGCGGACGGCGAGGCAACCGACGCAAGUGCAACGCUGGCACUCGCUGCUGCGUCCUUGAAGCAUCCUCGAAUGAGCCAAGUGGGACGUCUUUCCACAGGAUUUAUUCUCGAUGCAGCCACCCCAGCGUGGGAACGAUUUCGUCGUUUCGGCUCGCCGAAUAGCACGGGAAACGCGUUUCUGGGGAGGAGUAACUCGCGGCAAGCGUACCUCGAGAGGGAUCUCGACUCUUUCUCCUUAUCUCACGGAGUGAGACUACCGUGUACUGCCCGGUUGAACAACGGAAGUCAAUAUUCCAAUCGAUCUGUCAAUCACAAGUCAGAGCCCGAACAACGCAAAUAUCCCGAAUCGACGUAAGUGUCAUAAGGACGCUCCGAUUUUUCGUAUGUCUGUUAAAUAAUCUCCGUUGUGAAAGAUCACAAGCGUUAAAUGGAUCGAGAGUUCGGCAGACAAAGUCCUAAGAUUUUCGAUGUCCGUUAGCCAAAGCGAAGCAAGUUGUCUAAGUGGCAUUUUUUAAACGGCGUCUAACAGAUAUUUCAACUUUUGAGCGAACUUUACGUGUCCAUUUAAGGUUCUUUGGUCUCUCGUUUCGUUCGGGAUGCUGUUUGUGGGGAUAUUGUAAACUCUGAGUUACAAACUCUUCUCUAAAUGUACCAAGUACAUUCCCUUUUUGAUACGCUGAUGCGGAAGCGGUGUGAGUAGUCUUCAAUGCCGAGGGUCCCGACGAUCACGUGGCGUUAUCGAUGCCCCGACCCAAUCGUCGUUCCUGUCCUGUCACGGUGGUGCGACACUCUCCGACUCGACAUGUGCCUGAGCCAAUCUGAAUCAUUUAUUUUUUACUUUGUGCCUUUCACCCUUUUUAGGCCGCGCGCCACGCUAAAUGGAGAAUCGUCGUGGAAUGUAAGCGGAAAAUUUUGAGCGAUCGAGCGGCGUCAUUUCGACGGUUACAUCUCUUAUUAACUUUGUAGUAUUGUAAGAUAUAGGGUGGCCACGCAAUCUGGAAGUCUCCAGAAGAAAAAACCCGUGAUUCUCUGAUAAUUUCAAAAAUAAUCGUCGGAAAGAAUGAGAGUUUUCUCAUGUUCAUAAUUGUUGAAAUGUGCCCCGGGAGAAGCGAAAAUUCCCUUGCGAUUUUAUAAAAUGUUCUUGAAAACCAGCAUCUUUCCUAAUGAUUGUUAAAAUACUUCAGAAUACAGAUAUUGGAAGUUUUAUCCAAAGUUAGCUUUCUCAUAAGGUUUGAUUUUAUUCGUAUCAGAAUCUAAACAGCCAUUUAAGAAAGAAAAAUCUCUUCUGAGAUUCAAUAGAAAAUUUUCAAACGAUUACUUCUCUUAAUAUUUCACUCGUUAUAAAGAAGAAAAUUUCUGAUUUGGAAUUGGUGAACUUUGUGAAUUUCUAGCAAAAUUUGCAAAGUUUCAAAUUUGAGAAAAUAAUUCGUGUGUCCACCCUGAGAUAGGAUAGUACCGACACAGUGAAUUAUUAUUAUACGGUUAUUCCAUCACUUUUGUAGAGCAACAACGAUAUUGAUAUCGUUAAAAAACGUAUAUUGUGAUUUGUUGCUUCUUUUUUUAAUUUUCACUACCGACUAGCAAAUUAACGGAUAACAAACAAUUUUGAUCAAUUUAAAUACCAAAUCAGAGUUUUGUUUAGUAAUGUCAUAUCUAUAUUUUUAUAUGUAUUAUAUGUGCAUAUCUAUAUUUUUUGGAAAAGUAUUAGUUCUGGUUAAUAGUUAUUAAUUGUUACUAUCAUGUAAAUUUAUAAUUAAACCUAUAUUACUGCCGAAGAUAGGAAAGUAACUUUUCAAAUUUUUAAAACCUUGUCAAGGAACACGUACUCGCAUCUGUUCUGUAAUAUUACGCAAACACACUGUUUAUUACAAUCGCAUCACACGUACUUCAAUAAGAUCGUUGUUGUUCUUCAGAUCGCUGCUAUUAUAUUAUCGUGUCGGUACUAAUCUAUCUCGCAGCAUGUAAUUUUACAUUCGAUGGAUACUCGAUCUGCUUGUGCUUGUUUAUACAAGUCGAAUAUCGAGCCCGUGUUCUCGCCAUGCAUUUAAUGCCAAAUAUAGCUUCCCCGUACCUUAUCUAACAUCGGGAACACGAUAGUCGGUCCUAUUAACCGAAAUUUGGACAUGCCUGAAUGAAACGUGCAUACCUUGACGCUUGACACCAAAGCGAAGAAUGAUUAGCGUCUAGUGUUAAACUUUAGAGGAUUGUGAUGAGCUUUUCUUUAGCAAGAACGACAUUAAACUUGUUCAGAUUAACGGUAACCUAUUGCUACGUAACAAUUGAAUAAUGCCGCUAGCAAUAAUAUUAUAUAAUUAAAUUAUCUUCAUCAGUGAGGUGUUUACGGCUAAUUAGUUGAUAUUAUCUUGUAAAAUCAGUGCUACUUCUUCGUCAAAACGCUCGCAAGUUGUGUUCACGCACGCACGUCAUCUAUGUAUGUGUACAUCUCAAUCAAUUUGUUUAGUUUAGUUGAAGCGGUAUUUUACGCUCCGUUUAGGUAUGCCUGAAAAAGAACAAAAUUAGCGCGGAUUAGCGGCAGGCGUAUGAUGAAACAGUAUGAUAAAAUCAAGAACACGGGCAUUGCUGUCUUGAGAUGGUUCGAGAAUGGAUUGAUAGAUGCGCCAACGAGGCGUAACGACAGCGAGAUUUCGGAUCGAGACGAGAUACAGAGAGGAUCCACAAUUUACACAAUGACGCACAAAUGAUUCUCGCAAAACGCACUCCGUAAACGCAGAUGUGAUCGUAGAGUCGAUAUAUUACUGUAACUGCAAUAGAAACAUACACACGGUCACGAAGUACGUGUAGGUGUAGAGAUGGUAUUAUCUAUACGCGUUAAUACUAGAAUUUUUGAGCAAGAGGGGAGAUCGCCCCCGUAAUAGUUACUAUUAGAGAGUGCAGAAGUAGAAGGUACGGCUCAACGAUGACGAAUGUACAUAUAUCCACGUUACAUUACGAAAAAUCGAGCUGCAAUGAUGAAUGGAACAAUUAUACACGUGUGAAAUCAGCCUACAGAUUCUUUAACUAGCUCAGUUUUCGAACGAAACUUUAUGAGAAUUUUUCGUUUUUACGUCUUUGUGAUCUUUGACGUUAAAUAUUCAGAGAAA